Molecule: messenger RNA, 1418 nt
Organism: Uranotaenia lowii
Lineage: Eukaryota; Metazoa; Arthropoda; Insecta; Diptera; Culicidae
Product: single-stranded DNA-binding protein 1-like
Exons: 3
Coding region: 543-1235 (230 amino acids)
Source: RefSeq, a predicted model, not a curated record
CUCGAGAGCGAUGACUCAAGGCAGCCACACAAUACUGCGUCGGACGUCGCGUCGCGUCAGUUGUCAACGCCGUCGUUGAGUACUAAAACGCUGACGCGACGCACCCGACGCUUUUUGCGUCACAAUACAGCGUCAAGAUACGUUUCUUCCAAUGUUUGUUUUGAUUUGAUUUGUUAGAAAGUUCUUACAAAAAGCGGGACAACCGAUGGAGAAUUUAACUCAUCCCAACACGCCGGUCAACCAGCGCCGGUACCGUCAGACUUUGGUGCUACAUAAAUCUUUACCGGAACAGGGAACCGGAAGCGAAGGCUUCCGAUUUUGAGUGGCAUCUGACCGUAUAGAUGAAGCACGAUGAACUUCAAGCGAUCCUACAGGAGAAAACUGCCGAGAACGAAUGCCUGAGCCGAGAUGCAGCGGCAGAGUACUGUGACUGUGGAUUAGUUUGAGCGGGAGAUGCAACCGGGAAAAUCAACAGCUGUAUCGAUUUCUAAUCUCAUCUUGCACUCUUCUUCGCCGAUGUUUCAGUCGAACGUUUUUCCAGAAUGCAAACCCAGCAAGGACCUAUCGAAUCAAGUGAAGGACGUUCAGUUAUUCGUUUUGACACCGGCUUGAACACCGGUAAACCACCACACAUAAACAUCGACCCGAAGGGCUUCCCCAACAAGGCAAAUCCGCACAUUAACGUUUCGAAGGAUGUCGUUUCAGGAGCACAGGUCGCUAGCAAAGUGUUAAAAUAUGCCGGCAUUACGCUAACCGUUGUAGCUGUUGUGAUUGACACUUGGCGUAUUGGUUCUGCCUUCAAGGAUGAUCUCUACAUCAGGGAUAACGCAUCCGCGAUAAUAGCGGAACUUCAGGAGGCUAUUGAAAAAUUGAAGAUCAGCUUGAAGUCUUCCAACAGUGCUGCCGAACGGAAGGAAAUUCGAGAAACUUUGGAGCAUCUGGAAACGGUUCUGAGGGAUGUCAAGCGAACCCGUAAAGCGCUCGUUAAAACGAUCAAGACCGCCGCAUCGGCCAGUGGUUCCUGGGGUGGUGGAUUUGCCGGUGGUGCGGGUGGAGCUUGGGGUGGAGCACAAGCUGGAGCAGCCAUAGGAGCAGUUUUUGGACCGGUUGGUAUUGUUGUGGGCGGUCCGGUAGGAGCAGUUGUUGGAGCAAUUGUCGGUGGAAUAACCGGUGGAAUCAUCGGAAGCAAGGCAGUAGAAACUAUUGCCGAUGCAGGACUUUCAUUAGCAGAUUGAAAACUUUGGAAAAUAGGGAGCCAUGCACAGCCGUUGGAAUCUGAACAUUCUUAUGACAAAACCAAAAACAUUUUGGAAAAAAAAUAUUUACACCAUUUUAUCAGCCAGUUUUAUGUGUGUUUAUUGAAGAUCUAAGAUUUAAGUAUGAGCAAUGUACUCUCUGAAAUAAAUAAAAUUUCUAAA